Peronospora matthiolae is the source of this 276-nucleotide messenger RNA. The record is from the annotation of a GenBank genome assembly. NCBI's taxonomy places the organism in Eukaryota, Oomycota, Peronosporomycetes, Peronosporales, Peronosporaceae.
AUGCGUUCGCUGUCGGCGUCCAUUACUAUGGGUCCGAUACCGGAUCACAUUAAGGUGCCUAUGUUCAUGAACGGACUACGGCACGGCCCAUCUCGUCAGGCCCUUUUUAAAAAGGUGCCAAAGACUAUGGAGGAGGCAAUUGAUAUUGCCAUGGUUGAGGAGCAAUCCUACAACAGUGCCUCGAGGACAGCUUACUAUAAGCCGUCGGCCGAGAAGUCGGAAGCCCCUUCUAUGGAGUUAGGCAAUGCAGAUGUUAUCUGCUACCACUGCGGCUAG